This is a messenger RNA of Lachancea lanzarotensis, 792 nucleotides long. It is a transcript of the gene BUD32, whose product is annotated as LALA0S10e00980g1_1. Gene Ontology annotation, biological process: protein phosphorylation. Gene Ontology annotation, molecular function: protein serine/threonine kinase activity; ATP binding. The record is from RefSeq and is a predicted model, not a curated record. Gene Ontology annotation, cellular component: cytosol; nucleus; EKC/KEOPS complex. The transcript has a single exon. NCBI's taxonomy places the organism in Eukaryota, Fungi, Ascomycota, Saccharomycetes, Saccharomycetales, Saccharomycetaceae. Bases 1 to 792 code for a protein of 263 amino acids.
AUGUCAGGUCAAAUAUUAGAGGCGGUCUCUAUUUAUCUGACUCCAAACAUUCCUAUUGAACCGAUUUCUCAGGGUGCAGAGGCUGUUGUUUUCACCACUUCAGUUCAUCCAUAUGAACCGAAGCAGGAGAGCUCAGAAACGUCGAACAAAUACAUCUUAAAGUACAGGCCUCCAAAAAAGUACAGACAUCCUUCAAUUGAUAAAGCUCUAACUAAACACCGGACGCUGAGCGAGUCCAGGAUCUUGGCCAAACUUUCACAACUUCCCGGUCUUAAUGUACCCAAGCUCAUCGCAUGUGACGUGUAUAAUGGAUGCAUAUGGAUUGAGUUUUUAGGCGAAGAGCUGCCAAACGGAAACGGUUUCAGCAGCCUUAAAAACUUCCUGUGGAUGAGCGCCUCAGAUCCACACAAUAAAUGCGUCGAGACUGUGUUGGAAAAAGUGGGCCGUCAGAUUGGACUUUUGCAUUGGAACGAAUAUUGUCAUGGAGAUCUAACAACAUCUAACGUUGUUCUACAGCAGAGUGAUGGAGUCUGGGAACCUUACUUGAUUGAUUUUGGGCUAGGAUCGGCAACAACAUUUGUGGAGGACAAGGGCGUUGAUUUGUAUGUAUUGGAGAGAGCUGUGGACAGCACACAUUCGCGCUACGCCGUCACUUACAAUGAGUGGUUAAUGCGAGGAUAUAAGGCAGUUUAUCACGAACAAAGUAAAAAGGGCGAGAAUCGGUUACGUGAGGUUUUGAAAAGGUUCGAGGAAGUCAGAUUGAGGGGCAGAAAGAGGAGCAUGAUAGGAUAA